AUGAGAAAUCCUCACCCUCAGCUCUCUCAUGACGGCGUUAAUGCAGGGCGACCAUCUGUGGUGACCCGAUUGCAGGCGUUGCUCCCAUCGUCCCCGAUCGAGCUUGUGAAGAAGCCUACUCUUCCAAGGACAGACGCGCAGGCAAGCUCACCCAAGUCGCUCUCGGGCCCAGCACCUAGACAGUUUAUCAAAGUCAGGAUCAUGAGUUGGAAUAUGCAUGACUCUGUUCCAAAGGGAGAUUUGACCGAGCUGCUGGGCUCUUUACCCUCGCACAUUACUAUUCCUGUUAGCCCGGACAAGGACGCUGGACCUCCAACGCUGCCCUUGGACGACGAGCAUCCAUAUCACAUCGUUGUUGUUGCGGGACAGGAAUGUCCUAGUGCAUCAGGCAUACCCAUGGCACUGGGAGCGGGAUUCAAACUGAAAGACAAGGACAAGGGACGUCCUGAAAGCGUUCAUGGGCGUAAACAAGAUGAGCUGAACAGGAAGGAUUCCAAAUAUCACGGGUCUCCUGCGAAAUCCGUCGGCCAUCUGAGCGGGAGUCCUCAAGGUUAUCAAUUGCUGCGUUCCCACUCGCAGGAGGCGCUGGCAGGUGCCCCCGAGAUUGAACAAGGUCACCAAGCACACAGGCAUGAGCGACUUUUGCAUCAUCACAGCAUUCGCGACCACACACCAGGGUGGUCGUCUAUGUUGGAGCAGUGGUACAGCAACCCACCCACCACUCAUCGCAGCACAACCUCGCUCCCGCAUAUACCAUAUACGACGCAUUCAGAGCCAGAGCUGCCCUCCAUGCCUGCCGAUACCAAGUCUGUAGAGGCGGAAUCACCUACAGCUAAAGUGGCGCCGUACGAAUUACUUCUCAAAGAGCGCAUGAUGGGUCUGUAUCUUGCAGUAUUCAUCAAUAUUAACUGCCGAGAUCUCGUACAAGGUGCCAUUGCAUACCGUCUCGUGUUACUCAGGAGCUUACUUCUACCGUCCAUUUCGUACAAAGGCACCUCUAGAUCUGCCGUGACAGCGGGCCUCAUAGGGGGGAGAGUGGGUAAUAAAGGGGGCAUAGGCAUUAGCAUCAAGAUCUACGACACAUCAUUUCUUUUCAUAAAUGCGCAUCUCGCUGCUCACGAGGGCCGCGUACAACAUCGUCUCGCUGACCUCGCCAAAAUCAAGUCCGAGCUCUGCGUAGAUGAUUUCUUGUCAUCCUCGGACCCUCGAAAGAUGGCGGAAGAUCUUACCGAUAGGUUUGACCACACAUUCAUUUUUGGCGAUCUUAACUUCCGGCUUGACGUCAGUCGCCUGCAUGCGGACUGGCUGAUAUCCAGGAAAGAGUACGGACAGGCCCUCGCGUUUGAUCAGCUCCGUAAAGUCAUGGAAUCUGGCGAGGCCUUCGUGGAGUUCAAUGAGGCGCCAAUUACCUUCCCACCAACAUUCAAGUAUGACGUCUUGCGUACCAUCAAGGGUUCGAAGUCGCGGAAAUCUGCUCGAGAAUCGCUGCCGUCGCCAGCAAAGCACGAUAAAGUCCUAACUGGUAUUCAAGAGAGCGGCCCUGAGUACGGUCAGGCUGAGACCCGGGGACCCCAGGCUGAGGGGGGAGACGCAGAUGCGGAAUCUGUCGCAUCGUCAACGUGGACGUCCGUUCGCUCCAGAUACACCAUCGAUGCGGACACUACCGAGGAACAACAUACGAAGCACCUUCUGUCCACCGCGGUGGCAAAGGUCCGCACCGGCAAUAUAGCGCAGCGACUAUGGGUAGCCGUCACUUCCCACAAGGUGAAAACGAAGUGGGUCCAACGACUAUCUGGACCCGACAAACAGAGGCCUGCACGUCGACUCUCCAAGCGGAGACGGGCGCCGCAUGGUAACUCGCGUCCGUUGUCUAGUCUAGAGGUCAGCGUUGCAGCAGUCAGCGAAGCGCUGGAGACCGACAUUAUCACCGCCCCCAAGAAUCAAACUGAUAUGCACUCGUUCGAUGGGGCCACCUCGUUCUCUCGCAGUCGCACGGAUCUGAACGAGUCAGAGAUGAACCCGGAGGACAGGGGCAUAUACGAUUCAUCUCACAAGCAGCGUGUCCCUAGCUGGUGCGAUAGGAUAUUGUGGAGGUCGACAGUCGAUCCGGAGUUGGACGAGCUCGUAAAACCUGAGCCAUACCGGACGCGAGUCAGCAGCCUUCUGCAUGCUCUGCGUCCUACACGCACACGUAAGGACUCCGCUUACUCGGGUAUGCAGCCAGGCUCGCCUAGAACCCCGACACUUAUGGUGAAUACGCAUUUGAAUACGCAAGACAGUGUGGAAAUCCCCACCAGUGCGGCCAUUCAGCUGUCGAGACCGAGAUCUAUGGACUGCCUUCCUGGUCCCGCAUCUCCGUUGCCAUCGGGUAGCGGAAUGCAGGCUAAGAGAGCAUGGCGCCGUGCGUCGCUGGAGCAGCCUGAGUUGAUUUCCGCGCGCCUUGCCCAAGCUCAGACGAAGCCCACUUCCGUGCCUCUUCUGCAUUCUCAGACGAUGCCACCGGUGUUGUCGAGUCCACGACCAUCGUCCGGGCACCCCAACCGGACGCCAGAGCUCUCCGACAUGCAAAGCACCCCUCCUCCUGCUUCCCGGUGGUUCGGGUUCCUCCCCUUCAUCAACCGCGACCCGACUUCACACAGUAGAGGGCCAACCGGUUCGCCCACUCCAGAUCUAGCCCGCUCUAGCCCGCCUCCCCGCCGGGGUGACGUCGUGUGUCUGAGCUACCGCUCUCUCGACGACUACGGCAUGCGCCGCCUGGAGGGCCGGAGUGACCACCGGCCAGUCAUUGGAUCGUACGCUAUCUACGUCUAA
Messenger RNA from Postia placenta MAD-698-R-SB12, 2811 nucleotides. RefSeq lists its product as hypothetical. The coding region runs from base 1 to 2811 and encodes 936 amino acids. The record is from RefSeq and is a predicted model, not a curated record. Gene Ontology annotation, biological process: phosphatidylinositol dephosphorylation. The transcript has 10 exons. Lineage: Eukaryota; Fungi; Basidiomycota; Agaricomycetes; Polyporales; Adustoporiaceae. Gene Ontology annotation, molecular function: phosphatidylinositol-4,5-bisphosphate 5-phosphatase activity.